CGAUUGGGUGGGAGUGUUGGUGGGCACGCCCUCUUGUGAAUUCACGGCUGCGAUUGGCUGUUGCCUGGCGCGCUCUGCAUUCGAGAGUGCAUUCUCAGAUGGAUUUGAUCGUUCCUGAUUGGCUGAGAGCAACGGCGGUGAAGGCGGUGUCAUCUUGCUCAUCUUGCUUAGUAAUUGGCUGUUGCGCCUGUCCAUAAAGCGCGGGAUAGAUGGGUUAAGCCAAUCGCUACUCACUUAUGGGCGGGGCCUCUUGGAGAUUCGUGCGCUGAUUGGCUGUGGCGGAUUCUUCCGCCGGAAGCGGUGCCUAAGGAGAAGGAGAGUGACGGCGGGGCCGGAGCUGGUGGAGUUCUCGAGUCCUCUGCAACCAUGAACAUCCGGAACGCGCGGGCGGUGAAGCGCUCUCACCGGCGCCUGGGGCUGGCACAGAAGCUGAUGGACCAGGCGUCGCGGGCCAUGAUCGAGAACUUCAACGCCAAAUACGUUUCCCUUCACGUCCGCAAGAGCAACCGAGCAGCUCUGCAUCUCUACUCCAACACCCUCAACUUCCAGAUCAGUGAAGUGGAACCCAAAUAUUACGCUGAUGGCGAGGAUGCCUACGCCAUGAAGCGGGACCUCACGCAGAUGGCAGAUGAACUGCGCAAACAAGUGGAGCAGAAGGAGCGGGGCCGUCCCACAAACCUCAGCCCUGGGGAACCCACCCGGGGGGGUGAAAGCUGUGGAACUGGGGGUCCCCCCCAACCGGGUGCACCCCCCCCAGAGGACAGCGGGGCUGACAGUAAGGACGUGAGCGAGGUGAGCGAAGCCACCGAGAGCACUGACGUCAAGGACAGCUCCGAGGCCUCCGAUUCCGCCUCAUAGGGCCCCCCCAGACCUCGAGGGGGGGGAUGGGGGGACAUGGGGAUCCCCUACUUCCAUUUUCAAGGGGCUGUGGGGGCAAUAAAUCCCUCCUUUUCCAGA
Messenger RNA from Numida meleagris (helmeted guineafowl), 957 nucleotides. It is a transcript of the gene NAA10, whose product is annotated as N(alpha)-acetyltransferase 10, NatA catalytic subunit. The record is from RefSeq and is a predicted model, not a curated record. Gene Ontology annotation, molecular function: protein-N-terminal-glutamate acetyltransferase activity; protein N-terminal-serine acetyltransferase activity. Gene Ontology annotation, cellular component: NatA complex. Gene Ontology annotation, biological process: N-terminal peptidyl-glutamic acid acetylation. NCBI's taxonomy places the organism in Eukaryota, Metazoa, Chordata, Aves, Galliformes, Numididae.